AUGGAAGAUGUACCUCGUGAGAAUGAAGAUUCUGGGUAUACAUCGCCCGAACACUUAUUCAUAGACGAAGGCUUGUCAAAUCUACAGCCAGAAAAAAUGAACGAACAAGGCAGACAAGUGGGAGAGAAAACCAUCAAGCCACUGAAGGGACGUCAGAUGGACAGCUACGAGAAGGAUGUGGAUGGAGGUGGUACAGGCGUGACAACAAACAUGGCCCGCGAUGUGAAAGCCACAACCGUUGCCAAGUUACCAAUCAGCAUGAAGGAUGGACGCGCCAAGUACGUGGCCGUGCGAAAAUUCAGAGGUCAAGUCUAUGUCGACGUUCGAGAUUACUACGAGUCAAAUGGGCAGUACUUUCCGACUAAAAAAGGUAUCACCUUAUCUGCGAGGGAAUUCAAAGCAGUCCUGAUGAUUUCUAAGAACAUCAACCGUGCAAUCUACAGUGGAGAAAACCAGUAG
This is a messenger RNA of Strongylocentrotus purpuratus (purple sea urchin), 459 nucleotides long. RefSeq names its product activated RNA polymerase II transcriptional coactivator p15-like. NCBI's taxonomy places the organism in Eukaryota, Metazoa, Echinodermata, Echinoidea, Camarodonta, Strongylocentrotidae. The transcript has a single exon. Gene Ontology annotation, molecular function: DNA binding; transcription coactivator activity. Gene Ontology annotation, cellular component: transcription regulator complex; nucleus. Bases 1 to 459 code for a protein of 152 amino acids. The record is from RefSeq and is a predicted model, not a curated record. Gene Ontology annotation, biological process: positive regulation of transcription initiation by RNA polymerase II.